Abrus precatorius (Indian licorice) is the source of this 565-nucleotide messenger RNA. RefSeq lists its product as uncharacterized. The transcript is spliced from 6 exons. NCBI's taxonomy places the organism in Eukaryota, Viridiplantae, Streptophyta, Magnoliopsida, Fabales, Fabaceae. The record is from RefSeq and is a predicted model, not a curated record. The coding region runs from base 72 to 416 and encodes 114 amino acids.
AUUCAGGCAGUGAGUGAGCGUGGUUGUGUUUCUCCGUCAGAAGAAGAAAGGUAUGCACUUUGCAGUCAACCAUGGAUGAAGCUCAAUUUCAACGCCUUCUUCAACUCUUCCCCGUCGUCCGGUCUCGCGAUUACUGUGCAGAACCAGAAUCAUCCAGACAAUUUGCAUCUGGGUCAGGACAGGAUGAGGUACUAAAGGAAUGGCAAGAUGCAUGGGAUGGAGGGGAUAAGGAUGUUGAGAAACAAGGAAUUAACCAACAUGAUUCAUUUUGGAGCAAGCUAAGGUCAGAGGCUGCUAGGAAGGUGGGUGAAGAAGAAGCAGACAGAUUUUGCAAGGCGUUCCAACAAAUUCAUAAGAAACUAGUCAAUGAAGAUUUGAGUUUAGAUGCAGCUCAUAGCUUGUUAAACUCAUCCUAGAGUUCCAAAGAAUUACAUGCAUGCACUCCACAUUUCCAUGCGAUUCAGCGAUCAGCCACUGUAAUUCUUGUGUACUGUAUCAACGUAUUUGAUAAUUUAACAUCUAUGACAUUUUGAGUGGUAGAUUAUUUAUAUUUGUAUUGUUAAGA